AAGGCUGCUCCCCGACGUCCAUCCUUGUAUCUGUUGCCGGAAUGAGGCCCUCAGCUGUCAGACUACUUAAUGUUCUGGUCCCAAUAAAGAGGACAAUAGACUACGCGGUGAAGAUCCGUGUUAACCCCCAGCAGACGGGCGUGGACACGAAUGUCAAACAUUCGAUGAACCCUUUUGACGAGAUUGCCGUGGAGGAGGCCGUCCGGCUACGAGAGAAGCUAAAGGACCAAGUCAAGUCCAUCAAAGUCGUGACCAUUGGCCCUCCCAAGGCAGCCGACACCCUCCGCACAGCGCUCGCUAUGGGCGCUGAUUCUGGCAUCCACGUCGAGGUGCCCGAGUCCGCGCCCGCCCCGGAGCCCCUGGGCGUCGCUAAAGCGCUGCGCGCGGUGAUCGAGCGGGAGAAGGAGAAGGGCGGCGUGGACCUAGUGAUUAUGGGCAAGCAGGCUAUUGAUGACGACGCGGGGCAGACGGGGCAGAUGCUUGCGGGUAUCAUGGGCUGGGCGCAGGCGACGUUCGCGAGUAAGCUUGUGGUGGAUACCGGGAAGAAUGAGGCGACUGUGACGAGGGAGAUCGACGGAGGUUUGGAGGAGGUGCGGUGUAAGCUGCCUGCUGUCGUCACUACGGAUCUACGAUUGAAUGAACCUCGAUAUGCUUCCUUACCCAACAUAAUGAAGGCUAAGAAGAAGCCAAUUGAGAAGGUUUCACCCUCAGACCUCGGCGUGAACUUGACCCCCAUAUUCGAAACUAUCAAGGUGACCGAGCCUCCCAAGCGGACAGGUGGGCAGAAGGUGGAAAGCGUGGACGAACUGGUAGCCAGACUGAAGCAGGCAGGAAUUGCUGCUGUGAAGUCGUGAUCCUUGGAAUGCUGUAUGAAUUGCCAGGUCUGGAUGAUGUACGCGCACAGCGAAUCUGCGGCGAUGAACACCUCUCGCAUCAGUCAUCGAGCUCAGGGACGUACAAGUCCAUUUACUGGUACAACUAACAUACAGGAAAUCGGAGUAGACUAGAUUAUACUAACCGAGAGCCGAUAACAUCACAUGCAUCAAGAAUCGUGGUGGAAUAGCAUUGCUACAUUCAUGAAACCAGGCAUAUAUGAGCGAUCACCGAAAGCGAAGUGCGGGUCGAGAACUGUGGUAUGCAGGAGGCAGGAAGGAGCAGGGAGAUAAUGACGAGAAUCUAGAGUCCUUUUCCAUUCAGACGACACGAGGGGAAGCUGGGGUGACAGGUGUUGAAGGUUGAUUCUGGAGAUCAUCGGAAGUAGAGACACCUUUUGACCGACACGCAGGACAGUUAUUGCGGCCCGUCUCCAUCCACUUGUCCACGCAGUUUUUAUGGAACGCAUGCUUGCAUGACAUGACCCUUAAAUCGUCCUCUGCGAAGUAGUCAUCUAAGCAGAUCAGACAUCUAUCGACGCAAUUUGAUGCUACUCUCCCCUCCUUCUCAUACUUCUCAAGGUCGCAUGGCUUAAUGAUCUGGAGACCAGACUUCUCGAUCUCCUCCCGCGUCGCGGUAGGAGGCUUCACCUGACCCAACAACUCCGCGAGUUCAAGCAGUGCCUCGAACGAGUCGAGGUUGUCAGAGCCGGUCACCAUAUGAUGGUUAGGAGGAUAGUAUCCCCCUAUGACAUAGAUCAAGAAGGUCCUCGAACCCGAGUUCUGAGCAGCAUUGGGCGUAUUGACACUAUUCCGACGAGUGGGCCGGAAUCGACUCAAUGCAUUGCGCCAACUCUGCCGCCUGGGAUUGGCCGUCGGAGUAUCUGGCACUCCGUCGUCCAUUCCAUCCGCGACCGUAGGCGUGUCUGGCCUUGGAGGAGCCGGGUCUGCAUGCUGUUGGGUCUGCGACGUGCCAUCGGCAUUGACGGACUGCAAUCCGACGACAAUCACGGGUACGAUCAUGUUGACGUUCGCAGUCGGUUCUGGCGGCGGGACAGCAGUCUCUGAGCCUGCCCGAGGGGUGUCUUCGAAAACGGGUGAUGAGGGCACGGCUGCGUUGGGUUGCUCAACGUGUUCUGACACGGUUGGAACAGUACUAACACCUGGCGCAUCAGAACCACGCGUAGGAUACGUGUUAGCGCUGCCAGCAGUUCCAGCAGCCUGUGCCUGUGUCGAAGGGCUCGGCAUAGGAGGGAAGCGGUACAACCUCCACCAAUUGAUACCACCACCAGGACGUCUUGUAGUAUGUCCUUCCACGCGCCGGUGCGGAGAAAAAGGCGAAGUCGUCUCAGCUGGCGGCGGCGACGGCCGCGACUCCGCAACAGCUCGGGAGAAUAUACCCUCAGCAAUGUUCUCAUGUGGUCGCUCUGGACCUGCCGGUUCCUCAUACUCUUCCUCCUCUUCAGACUCGUCCUCAGAGCUGGAAUCAGACACCGAGCGCAAGGAGGGCAUGUCUCCAUCACUCUCCUCGCUGUCCGAACUGCGAAGAGACGUAGGCAAUACAUCUCCAAGUUCAUCCACGGCUGAGUCGACCGACGUCCUGGGUUGAUCACUACCGGUCCUGGGCGCCUCCACAGAGGCACGAGCAGCGCUCGCUGCCUCGUCCGAUUCGCUAUUGUCAUCGUGAUUCUCGCUCAAGGCCGUCCGCAGAUCGGCCUGCAGGUCGACCAGGAAGCGCUCGAAGCUGCCUUCAGCAGGAGGCGGGGCAGGGGGGCCUGCCGGCUGUGACGACACAUUCGGUGCUGUGGGAGCAGGUAACGGCAGAGUAUCGACUCCGGCCGCGUUCGACGCUGGCGACGCCGUGCUAGCAUUACUGUCCGCAUUCCGGUCAGCGAUCCCCAGCCCCUGGCUCAAAGCUCUCGCCAUCUCUCUCAGCAUCCUCUCCCGCGGAUCAAGCGCAGCACCUUGCCCUCCAGCAUCGCCAGCGCCGGCAGAACCACCUGUGUCGAAGCCCGCAUUGGAUGGCGAAGCAGGCGUCAAAGGAGGCGCACUCAGACUAGGCCUGGGUGUUGAAGAGGCGCUGCCCGUUGGAACAGCACUCGGCGAAGUCGGAGCCUGGGUAAGCCCCAGACGCUCUCUGAGUCCACCCCAGGAGUUCCUCGCCCUCGACCGACGGCCGCGAUCAUUCUCAACUUCUUCAGAGCGACCACUAGCUAAGCUGCUCAGGCCGCCUAAGCCAAGCCCGCCUAAGCCCAGGCCAGCGGUCGGUGUGGGCGACGUAGGUCUCUCAGGCCCGGUUGGCGGCGACGACGAUGGGCUGGGGGGUAGCAUGAAUGGAUUGGCAGGUGUGGAGGGGGGAGCAGGGAUAGUUCCAUUGCCGAAGCCUGAGCGGAAACUAGACAGCGGGUCGGAGGACCCGCUAACUAGAGACGCCGCAGUAGCUGCUGCUGCAACGCUUAAUAAGGUACCUAGAACCUCGAUGCUACCAGGGGACAGGGUAGAACGCCCGCGGUUUGGAGGGGAUGUAGCCUGGUCUACAGAGUGAGGUGGCAGAACUACACUCGGCGUUUCCGCAGGUUCCGCAUGCUCCUCGCCCUCUUCCAAAGGUUCAGUGUUCAUAGUGGCAGCCGGGGCACUGGGGGCCUCGAAAUGACUCGAGGAUUCUUCCGUAGUGUUCGAAGUCAGUGCAUGGGCACUUUCCGUGUCAACACUACUUCGUGACGGGAUGAUGCCAGACGCGGUGUCGGCCGACUCUCUUCGAGGACCAAGCAAGCUGGAUCGCCUGGAGCCUGAGAUAAGGGCUGAUAACCGAUUCCUUCGGCCACUGGAUUCAGACCUGGG
Messenger RNA from Gloeophyllum trabeum ATCC 11539, 3713 nucleotides. Its product is annotated as electron transfer flavo protein, beta subunit. Gene Ontology annotation, cellular component: cytosol. The transcript is spliced from 12 exons. The coding region runs from base 42 to 854 and encodes 270 amino acids. NCBI's taxonomy places the organism in Eukaryota, Fungi, Basidiomycota, Agaricomycetes, Gloeophyllales, Gloeophyllaceae. Gene Ontology annotation, molecular function: electron transfer activity. The record is from RefSeq and is a predicted model, not a curated record.